Aaosphaeria arxii CBS 175.79 is the source of this 902-nucleotide messenger RNA. Its product is annotated as DUF1742-domain-containing protein. The record is from RefSeq and is a predicted model, not a curated record. Gene Ontology annotation, cellular component: endosome. NCBI's taxonomy places the organism in Eukaryota, Fungi, Ascomycota, Dothideomycetes, Pleosporales. Gene Ontology annotation, biological process: vacuolar transport. The coding region runs from base 196 to 789 and encodes 197 amino acids. The transcript has 4 exons.
UUCGAAUAUCAACUCCAGCUCCGUGUUACUCGUGAUAUAAUUUGAAGCUCCACAAGUUUAAAGAGAAGGAUUGAAUGGGGGUUUCAAAUAUCCGUCCAACAGCAGGAACCGAACCAUUCGACAGUAAUCGACUCACAAUUCCAACACAUCUCGAAUCACUUUAUGAAUAUUGACACUGAUUAAUUCACGUGUAACAUGUCCGUUAUUCUCCAGAAUGUUUGGCAUCAUCGUCGAGUUGGGGAUGGCUCAGCCAAAGCAUGCUGGAUUUGCUACAAACCAACGACUAGCGUAAUGAUCACACCUGACAACAAGGACUUCUUCUAUAUUUGUAUUGGUCAUUUGAGCGAUCGUGGAUUCUGCCAACCUGAUGCAGAUGAAGUGGCGGCUGCCGCUGCUCGAAAGAAGAAAGAAGAGAUGGAUCGUGAGAUUGAAAAGGUCAAGAAGGAGUAUGAAGAGAAACAGAGAUUGAAGAAAGAGAAACGCAAAGAAAAGGAGAAGGAGAAGGACAAGGACAAGGAUAAGGACAAAGAUGCUAAAGCAAAAGAACAGGAGGAGGAUAAGGAGGAUGAAAAGGCCAAAGACGAAAAAAUCAAGCAGCUCUCCAAGUCCAGAGAAGAGGUGCCUGCUGAUCAGGGCCCUCGAAUUUUCUCAUUAAACAAGAAUUUCUACCAAAUGCGGAUCGACAAGAUCAAGAAUGCAGAGAUCGCAAAGCGUAACCGAGAGCGAAUGAAGAAUCCAUCAUUCUUUCCCUCGGUGCCCAGCGGCGACCCAUCAUCGGGUGCCAAAUAAGCAUAGACUCGGAUGUUCAUCCCUUGUCCACGAUUGCCUUAUUGCCUUAAUGCCCAUGUACUUCAGGACCAACGACAACGAAGCGGGGACAGUCACCCUUGACAUGAUUCUCG